This is a messenger RNA of Sander lucioperca (pikeperch), 3872 nucleotides long. RefSeq lists its product as uncharacterized. Gene Ontology annotation, biological process: positive regulation of BMP signaling pathway. NCBI's taxonomy places the organism in Eukaryota, Metazoa, Chordata, Actinopteri, Perciformes, Percidae. Bases 209 to 3211 code for a protein of 1000 amino acids. The record is from RefSeq and is a predicted model, not a curated record. The transcript is spliced from 22 exons.
UCUGCCCAGUGUGAUUGUGAUGAUGAGGCCGCCCUGCUGGAGCGCACAGUCUGAGGAUAAUCGCAGGUGGUAAGGGUUACAAUCUGCCCACAAGAGGCGACAGAAGCGGGUGUCGAUCUGGACCAGAAAUAUUUCUGGCUCACGUUUAAGAUACAAUUAUCCAUCCUGGAUCGAGGUUGUUGUUUUUUCUCCCCCUUGAUGCUCUACAAUGCGGUCCUCGGCUUGGUACGUGGCCAAUUGCGCUCUCAUCCUCUGCACGCUCCGGUUGAUUGACUGGGCCAAUGGACUGCGACUGUGUAGCGAGACGGACUACUAUUAUGAGUACACAGAGUGUGACAGCACAGGAUCUCGGUGGAGAGUGGCAAUCCCACAGAGCCCCGGGGCCUGCACUGGACUACCAGAACCAGUACAUGGCACAGAGUGCACCUUCUCAUGCAAGGCUGGGGAGUUCCUUGAGAUGUCGGCUCAGGAGUGUACCCAGUGUGCAGCAGGAAGCUACUCCCUCGGCAGUGGCAUCCGCUUCGACCAAUGGGAUUCCAUGCCUGUUGGAUUCAGUAGCCUGGCAACCUCACUGGAAAACAGUCCAAACGGAGAUGAUAGGCCCACCUGCAACAGUUCUUCCUGGUUGCCUCAAGGAAACUAUCUUGAGUCCAACAGGGAUGAAUGCACAGUCUCUCUCAUUUAUGCUGUUCAUCUGAAGAAAAAGGGCUCUGUCAGCUUUGAGUACCAGUAUCCAGACAACAAUCUGCUGUUUGAGUUCUUUAUCCAGAAUGACCAAUGUCAGGAGAUGGAUCAGUCUGCUGAUACAAAGUGGCUCAAGCUCACCAAUAAUGGUGAAUGGGCAACCCAUACGGUGAACCUGAAAUCUGGCACCAAUAUCCUGUACUGGAGGACACGUGGGGUCCUGAUGGGGAGCAAAGGGUUGAAGCCUGUUUUGCUGAAAAAUGUUCAAAUAGAAGGAGUCGCCUACACAUCAGAGUGUUUCCCGUGUAAGCCGGGGACGUUCAGCCGAGUCCCAGGCUCCACCAAAUGUGAACCCUGUCUUCGGGACACCUACGCUGGCCACGGUGCCAGCUCCUGCACCCCCUGUAACGCUACCACUCAGUAUGCAGCCCAGGGAUCCGCUAUGUGUAAGGACAGACCUCCAUGUUCCAGGAAGGACUAUUUCCAGAUCCACACAAAAUGUGACCACGAAGGCAAGACGCAGGUCAUAUAUAAGUGGAUUGAACCUAAAAUCUGUCUGGAGGGUGUGACUGGAGCUGAGUCGUUGCCUCCAAGUGGAGAAAGGGAGCCCUGCCCCCCCUGUAACCCCGGUUUCUAUAACAACGACACGGCCACCUGCUCCCCAUGCCCACCUGGGACCUAUUCUGAUGGGAUGAAACCUUGUACGUGGUGCCCAGCAGGCACUGAGCCCUCCUUGGGUUAUGAGUUUAAAUGGUGGAAUAUUCUUCCUCCAAACAUGAAGACCAGUUGUUUCAAUGUGGGCAACAACAAAUGUGACAAUAUGAAUGGCUGGGAGGUGGCAGGUGAUCAUAUCCAGAGUGGAGCAGGGAGCUCAGAUAAUGAUUACCUCAUCCUCAACAUCCAUAUUCCUGGCUUCAAGCUCCCUACGUCCAUGUCAAGCCAUUCUGCGACGGAGUUUGGUCGCAUUACAUUUGAGUUUGAAACUGUGUGUGUAGCUGACUGUGAGCUCUACUUCAUGAUGGAUGUAAACAGGAAGAGUACUACGGUGGUGGAAUCAUGGGAGAAAACGAAAACAAGACAGACCUACACACAUGUUAUGACAAAGAAUGCCUCGGUCUCCUACACAUGGGCUUUCCAGAGGACUAACCAACCUUCUGAUGUACGCCGGUAUGUCAACGACGUGGUGCGAAUCUACUCCAUCUCAGUGAGUAACGCUGUCGAUGGGGUGUCCUCUGGGUGCCGGGCUUGUGCUCUCAGCACCCAACCCUCCAGCUCUGCAUGUGUGCCGUGCCCACCUGGACACUACAUAGACACGCGCACCAGCCAGUGCACAGAGUGUCCGCCUAACACAUACCUCAUCCCUCACACCACGCCGGGCCCCGAUGCCUGCAAACCCUGCGGACCGGCCAGCAAGUGCGACAAGGACCACAGUUUUUGUUACAGUGACUGUCACUUCACCUACGCAGAGGGCAAUGCCACUCUGACUUAUGACUUCAGCCUCCUUGGGUCUGUAGGAUCACUGAUGAAUGGUCCGAGCUUUACCUCCAAAGGAACAAAGUACUUCCACCACUUCAAUAUCAGCCUGUGUGGAGGAAAGAGUCAGUUGGCGGAAUGCACAGACAAUGUAACAGACCUAUCCAUCACGGACUCCCAGAGAGAGAACGGCGAGGGAGCCAACGCUGUCAAGACCUUCAUCUGUCAGUCAACAAUAAUCCCAGCUACUGGACGAGGCUUCCACACAGCACUCGCCUCGCAGUCCAUUAACCUGGCUGACACAUUACUUGGAGUGACCGUAGAGAGUACACUUGAUGGAGUAAGGGCGAGACCAGAGCUGUACCCCCAGACCUCCAAGAAAGUCCCUGAUGUCAACUUCUACUACAGGUCCUUGGAGGCGACCUCAUCUUGUGAGUCAGGUCGGAGCGCAGUGGUGACACUUCGCUGUAACCCAGAGAAAAACACUAAAGGAGAGCUCUCAGUUCCCAGCCAGUGCCCUGCGGGAACAUGCGACGGCUGCACCUUUCAUUUCUUAUGGGAGAGCUCAGGAGCUUGUCCUACAUGCACAGAGAGAGACUACCAUCAGAUAGAGGGAGCCUGCAAGGGAGAUCAGCAGGACCUGCUGUAUGUGUGGACUGAACCAAAGCUGUGCAUAGGAGGUGUGAACUUGCCUGAAAAGGAAACGUUGCCAUGUGAGGGUAUGGAGUUCUGGGUACGGCUCGGUGCAGGGCUGGGCACUUUCACCGCAGUGCUGCUCGUCAUCCUCAUCUGCUACUUCUGGAAGAAGAGCAAAAGGUUGGAGUACAAGUACUCCAGGUUGGUGAUGUCUGCCAAUAAGGAGUGUGAGAUGCCAGGAGCUGACAGCUGUGCUGUGAUGGAAGGAGAGAACGAGGGAGACAUGGAGGAUGAAAUCGUGUACACAAAACCCUCUCUACUUGGCAAACUCAAAGCCAUAGCAUCCAAGGGCAACGGAGAGCACUAUGAACAUGUGCAGCUAAACUCAUCUCAUUCGAAAGCGUUGGUAUGGAGCUAGAGAGGUGGUAAAGUGAGGGGAGAGAUCGCACCCUCAAGAGAUUUUCCACUGAAUGACCCCUUUAACCAACCACCCCCUUUAUGAGCUCUGGUACCUGGAAUACCAACUGUGUGUAUACACACACACACACACACACACACACACACUUCAUGCAUCUAGAGCCAGGUUCAGAGAAGUCACGCAAACAUGGUGGCCUUAAAGCUCGGUACGACAGAGCCGUCCAACUCAAAGCAUAGUACUGUGAAGCAGGUGCGUGAGAUAGACACUUCCUGGUAAUAUUCUGAUUCAAACUGAUGUCAGAAAGUCUGUUAGAAGAGCUCAGGGUAAGACAAGGACCUAUUUGAUUGAUGUUCUGGUUUAUAAUAAUUUCAGUCUGUGUAGUGUCUAAUGUUUCUUUUGACAGCCAUGGUGUGAUUUGCCAUUAGGAUCAGCAUGGUGAGUGUGUGUUCAUCUCCCGUUGACGUUUACACAGACUGCUAUAUUGUGUCCAUAUAAAGCCUCUAUCUUUUCAUCUGUUUGUUCUUUUGCUUAGUUGAAAUUGUUGUAAUGAGGAGAAGCAUUCUGCUGACCAAUUAAAAAUGAAGAUGUCAUAUUAUGCAGAUGAGGUUGGGGUGUUUACUGUCCAUGUAUGUCAAAUAAAUUAUGAUGUAUUUAUGUAUAA